AUGACAGAUAAUAAUAAUAAUAAUAAUAAUAAUAAUAGUAUUAUCACAUUGUUAACAACAUUGUAUCGUAGUACAUAUGGUAGUAAGAAUCAAUUGAUUACUAUACAAUGUCUAGAUUCAAUAAAGACUGUUGUUAAUGUCAUCACUCUGACCUCUUCAAAUAAUAAUCAAGAUAAUCUAUUCAAUUCAAUAGCAGAUUAUAUUAAUCAACAAUUAGCCAAUAAUAAUAGUACUGGUAAAGAAAAGUCCUCAACAACACCAAUAGAUUAUCAAUUCAUUUUAUAUUUGUUAUUAGUACUUGUUAGUCUUGAAACUAAUGACUCUACUUCAUCCUCUUCAUCUAGUUCAUUUAUAUUAAAAGUAUUAAAUCAUUUUAUAUUAAAUGAUAAUAGAGUAGUUGUUAGAAAAGGUGGUAAACAACAACAACAACAAAAUCAACAACAACAAGAUGAAGAUCAUUCAUUGAUAGUUUGUAAAGCAGUUGUAUCUAUUUUAAAGGGAGAUUCAAAGGAUUUGUUGACAAGUGUAUUGGAACUAUUGAAUAAUACAUCAAAAGAGGCUGUAAAGUAUGUCUACAAGAUACUCUACCUCGUAUUACCCAAUUGCAGUGAUUCAUUCAUAUCGGUUGUAUUCCCAACUCUAUUGGACAAUAUCAAACAAACUGCCAACUCUACCAUUAGAACAUACUCUUUACAAUGUGUAUCAAUCAUUCUUAAUCGUAAAAAUCAACAACAACAAAAUAACAAAAGUAACAACAACCAAUUAUUACCAUUACUAUACACCGCAAUCUCAUCACAAUCAAGUGUAAAUGAAAGAUUAAAAUUGAUAUUCAAGUUUAAUACUCAAUUCUUGUCCAACAACAACAACAAUGGUAAUAAUGAAAAUGAAUCAUCAUCAUCAUCAUCAACAUUUAAUAUUUUGGCAGAAGAAUCAUUUUGGAAUGUUGUAGUUGUAUCACUUGUAGAUAGUGACAAUGUACCAAGGAAACAAGCACUUCAUAUUCUAAAGGCUGCUUUGUCAUUGCCAGUUCAAAGAUGGUCCGAUUAUCUACCACCAUGGGACAAUACACAAUGGAAUAUCUUUAUUUCACUCUUUGAAUGCUUCAAUGAAACAAAGUCACAUCUCUUUAAACCUGUUUGGGCAAAACUUCCUUCUCUCCUUCCUCAACCACAAAAUAAUAAUAAUAAUAAUAAUCAUGUUAUUGACCCAACAAAAUCAAAUAGUCAAUUAUAUUGGUGUGAUGUAUUGUUUCGUCGUGGAUUCACUCAUAUUAAUCCAAAUAUUAGAAGACGUGUUGUGGUUGAUAUCCUUGCCAAUCCAAUCAUAGUCGAUCUAGUUGGUCGAGAAAAGAGUUGGGAUUUGUUGCAUCGGUUGUAUCGUGCAAUUGAUCUUGUCGAUCUAUCAACACUUACAACCUAUGGAGGAAAAGAAUUAAAUGAAGCACUCACCAACUUUUACAAGUCAGUUAUUGAACAAUCGUCAAUCGACUCUAUCAAGUCAAAAUUGGUGAUUGAUAUAUUACACUAUAUCAAUACACAACACGUUCAAACACCUUCAACUCUUUUAUUACUUUUGUCAAAGGUGAUUGAAGUAAUUAAACUUGGAGUGGUAGGAAAGGACAAUGUCACUGUCGGUGAUACAUUGGUCGAGUCAUUACGAAUGAUUUUGGAACAAAGACCAGUCUCAAAUUCAGCCAUCAAUAUUCACAUUUACAAGAGUGUACUCGAGUUACUUUUAGCAACCAAUUCAUCAUCCAUCGCAGCCAAAACAAAGACUGUCUCAAUUGCACAGUUGUCCAAGUUAUUGGCAAUGUAUCCUAGACCACUUUUAAAAGAGGAACAAUUAAACGUUAAAAAAUGGUUAAACAAUGAGUGGAUCGUUCAAUAUUUAAUAGAUAAUCUUUCAACUACCCUUGCAACAGACACUAAUAGAUCGUUUGAAGCCGAACAAAUGGAUUAUGCAUCACAAUCAUGUUUACUCUUAUUUGCAGAUUCAUUAGAGAAAUAUUUAUUCUAUUAUCAUAUCCUCUCCUUUUCCUCUUCAUCCACUUCAUCUUCUUUGGUAAUGAUUAAGAAAUUAUCAUUAAUUUAUUAUAUUUCAUUGGAUAAUCCAACUAUAUUAUCAAUCAUUCCAUUGUUACAAUCACCAAUGUCAUCAUUGGAUCGCAGCGGAAUUAUUAAAGCAUUAAUGGAUAUUCCAGAAUCAUGGCCAUUUAGAGCUCCAUUUGAUUAUAAGAGAUUUGGAUUACUCGAUUAUCCACUAAUCAUUAGACGUCCAAUGGAUUUGGGUACCAUCCAGAAAAGUUUAAAUGAUGGUGUUUACAACAACAACGAUCAACCAUCAGCCACUUUAUCUUUCAACGAUGAUUGUAAAUUGGUAUUUACAAAUCAAAUCAUAUUUAAUCCACCAUUUUCAAGAGAAUCAAAACAAGCAAAAAUAUUUUUAUCAAUAUUAAAUAUAUUGAUUGAUUUACAAACAAAUAAUCAACAACAACAAACAGUAAAUGAAAUCAUUUUACAAUUUAUUAAAGAGGACAACAAAGAGGAAGAAGAUAACAGACAAGAUAAUCAAAUCAUUAAUCAAUUUAAAUGGGUUGAAAUGAUUAUUCAAUUAUUGGCAUCAUCCAACAACAGCAACAAACAAAGUAAUCAAGAUAUUUUAGAGUAUAGUCAACAAGUAGUAUUAAAUUAUACUAGUUUUGAUAUUAGAAAAUUAUCAAUGUCUAUUUUCAUUUUGGUCAAAUUGGGUAGCAAUAUUGAAGAUCAAUCAAUAUUGUUGGAUAAAUUAAUUGAUAUGACACCAAAAUAUAAAUUCAAUAGUACAACUUCCUUUUUAUUGCCAAGAUUAUUACAAUAUCGUUGGGAAUUUAUUUUGCAACUUUUACAACUUUCAUCAUCAAAUAGUGUUGUUAAUCAUCAAUCCAAAAAUGAAAAGAUAUUUACAAAUGCUAUUGAAUUGUUGGAUAUUGCAGCAUCACCAUCAUUACCAGCAAUAUUUGAUUGUUUGGCAUUGGUAGCAUCUACAACAAAUGAAAUCUUGCACGACACUGAUAAAAUGACCCAACUAUUCAAAAAUGUCUAUCAAGCAUUCUCAGACUCUAACAAAACAAAUCAAUUAGUAUUAUCAUUUAUCAAUGUAUUAUUUAAUCAAAUUUAUUUCCAUCAACCUACCAUUAUACCAUUACUAAAAGAAUAUUUAAAAAAAACAUUAGAUCAAUGGGGAGAAUCAAAUCGUAUAAGUUGUGGAUUACUUGGUCAUUGUUGUGCCAUUUGGUCAACUUAUUUGGAUACGAUUGAUCAAUUUAAACAAGAGAUUAUAGAUCUUUGUUUACUUUCACAAGAGGAUAAUAAUCAAACCAUUCAAGAGGAUCAAUCAUCUACAUCGUCCACAUUGAAAAUAACAAGUAACCAUGGAUAUAUUGUUAGAUGGUUUGUUUCUCAAUUGAAUAAUCAUAGUGACAAGGACCCGAGAGCAGUUUUAUUUGUUAGAUCAUUGAUGAUUUCAAUGUUGGAAAUGAAUAUUCAAGGAGAACUUGGUCAUCGUGAAUAUUCUCAACAAAGUCGAACCAACAAGAUGAAAUGCAAGUUGUGGAGAACACUUUGUUCAUUAACCCAUGUAAUUGGUGUGUUUGACGAUACUGAACAUACAAAACGCGUACACGAGUUAAUGUGGAAGAUCCUUGAAAUCAAGAAUCAUCCAAAUGUCAGAUACCUCAUUCAACUCUUUAUCAUCAAUGUCAUGGUACUAUCACAGUCUACACAAACUAGUGUUGACCUAUUAAUCAACCACUUGGCCAACGUAAAUACCGACUAUCAAAUGUCUGCGUCGGUCGUUAUCAUCUCUACAUCUUAUCUGUACUAUUUAUUGAGACAAUUCAAUAACAAUGGUGAGAAGAAGGAUAACCCUAUUGACCAAGUGUUGAUUACCAAACUAUUCAAGAGUAUUGUACCAUGGGCAACUGAUUUCCAUCAUGCUGUUCGUACAUGUGCACAAUUGGCCAUCCACACUAUUCUGUCACGUUAUCCAAAUCCAUUAUUAUCAACCCUGUCUGGAGAGGAUUCACAAAUCAUUCAAAGUAUCUACAACUACUUGGAUAAUAGUAAUCUUCACAAGAGAUUAAGAGAAAAACAAUCAUUGUUUAUCCAAAAUGAUGAUCCUCUAAAGAAUGCAUUGGCAAGCAAUAUUUUCUCAACAAACAAAAACACCAACUUGGUCGUCGACAAUGAUGACGAUGAAAAUAAUCAAGAUGAUAACAACAACAACAACAAUGAUGGAGACCAAGAAGAAGAUGCAGAAUUAACUCAAGGACUAUCAGCAAUUGAUGAGUCGGUUGUACCAAUGUCAUUGUUGGAUAUUGCUAAAAGAGUCAUUAAAGAUUUCCAAUCAAGUUUCCAAAAUAGAGGAUCAAAUCAACAAUCAUCUUCUGCUGCUGCAGGAGGAGAGGGAGAAGAUUUCCAAAAACGUAUCAUACCAGAAUUAAUGUCAAUCGAAGACAAUUCUAAUAUUAUUGGUGGUGAAAAUAAUAAUAAUAAUACGGUCAAUACAAACAAAAAUCAAAGACAAGAAAUGAUAGUAGUAGCAACCUUUGUAGAAAAUACACCAAAUAUUGCUGGUUUAAUUCGUACGUGCGAGAUUUUCAAUGUAACCGAAGUUGCCAUCCCCAAUCUCAAACUAUUAAACGAUCCUCAAUUCCAACGUGUUAGUGUCAGUGCCGACAAAUGGGUUCCAAUUGUUCAAGUUGCCAGAACCAACUUGCAAGCCUAUUUAAUUCGUAAAAAGGAAGAAGGUUAUGCUAUCAUUGGUGUUGAACAAACUAGUCAAAGUAAAAGUUUAUCAACUUUUGUUUUCCCAACAAAAUGUUUACUUUUAUUAGGUCAAGAACAGAAUGGUAUACCAAGUGACUUUUUAAAUCUUGUUGAUUAUUGUGUAGAGAUUCCACAAUUUGGCAUCAUCAGAUCCUUAAAUGUUCAUGUCAGUGGGUCAAUUGUACUUUGGGAGUAUUCACAACAACAAAUUUUAAAAUCAAUUACAAAUAAUGAAAAUAGCGACAUCAACAACAACAAUGAGUAG
This is a messenger RNA of Cavenderia fasciculata, 5070 nucleotides long. RefSeq names its product tRNA/rRNA methyltransferase SpoU family protein. The record is from RefSeq and is a predicted model, not a curated record. The transcript has 4 exons. Gene Ontology annotation, biological process: tRNA methylation. Gene Ontology annotation, molecular function: tRNA (guanine) methyltransferase activity; RNA binding; protein binding. The coding region runs from base 1 to 5070 and encodes 1689 amino acids. NCBI's taxonomy places the organism in Eukaryota, Evosea, Eumycetozoa, Acytosteliales, Cavenderiaceae.